GUUCGGUGUGGGUAACAUGACACGCAGCGUCAGUAGUUCCAGCUGGAGGUCGCGGCUUUCGUGCGACCAGCUGUACGGUAUUUUUGUGUCUGCGAUGCAGAGCAAGAACAGUGAGUACCGCAUAGAAUAUUUACAUGAUGGCAUUUGUCUCUCGUCCCUUUGAAGUCGCUGGUGCGGCAUUCUACGCCGACGCCUUCGUGGCUAUGCAUGCUGCUUCUGCGUUUACGUUCGCAAUGGUGGCAUUUGUGAAACCGGAGAUGUUUUCCCUGUUCAGUAAAUCCAACAUUCCAGCAGAAUCCAUCACCGCCGAUUGCAUACGCUGGUCGGCCCCGUUCAUUUUCGGAUUUGCGUUUUUUGCGGCCAGCUCGCUGUAUUUGGAUCCGAAAGCGCGACUGUAUAUUGCGCGAGUGUUUAUACUUUCCUUCGCGAUAGCCGUGGCAGCAGGCGUGUACGCACACACGAGAGGGCGGUGGAAUGACUGGCACCCUCUGAUAUGGAAGUGAAGUGUGUGCGUUUCCUGUUCAGGUGCGGUAGUUUUCCACAUUGUCAUUCGAUGUUGUCAUUUCUCUUGUUGCAAAGCCGCAACAUGAAGAGUCUGCAGCGCAAAUCGCUUCUAAACUGGGACCCGGACUUCUCUGGUGUCCCGCCCCCCCCUCUUCUGCGUCUAAUCGUUACGCACAAGGGGAAAAGACGGGUAUAUUGACCUAAAUCAGAAAGUGCUGCAUCCCUUCAACUUCAAGCACAGGCCACGUCGAGUAAUCAUCUGCCUAAAAUACUUACUUAAAAGCAUGCACUUCUUUUACUGUAAAUCUGAACAUCGCUUUGUUUGCGACACUCGGCUUGGCUUACAUGGUGCUUGUCGUCGGUUUUCCUGGAGCCCUGGACCG
Molecule: messenger RNA, 887 nt
Organism: Amoebophrya sp. A120
Lineage: Eukaryota; Dinophyceae; Syndiniales; Amoebophryaceae
Source: the annotation of a GenBank genome assembly